UAUUGAAAAAUGAGGUUACUUGUGUUGAUGUGUUUGGUGGUGAUGGUCGUGUGUGAGGGGGAUUACAAGUAUUUGAAUUAUACUCAGAUUAAUCAGAAGAUCAGUGAGUUAGCUAAAGAGUAUCCGGAUCUGAUUAAGGCAGAGAGUAUUCAUCAGAAGUACAAUCUCCCUCACCAAGGUGGUGAUUGUGGGCAUUCAAAAUGCGUUAUAACUUAUGUCUCAAUCUCUGACUACAAAAUUCCUCCUGGGAAUAAAGUACAGGUCUAUCUCUCUGGAAAUCUGCACGGGGACGAACAACUUGGACCAAACGUGCUGGUCUACCUUGCGGAAUAUCUAGCUAAGACUUACAAUGAUGGGGAUAUCAGCCAUUUUAAUAAUCUGAGAGAAAGGGAGAUAAUCAUGACUCCGAUGACCAACGCCCAGGGCUAUUAUUGGAACCAUAGACAUGAAGAGACUGAUAAAGGACAAAGAAUUGAUGUUAAUAGAGAUUUCCCGUAUAAUAGAGAUGACGACAACUGAUACCAGUCAGUAGCUGCCAGAGCUGUAUUUAAGAUUUUUCAGAAUAAUGAUAUUUAUGGAGCACUGACGUAUCAUGGAGGAACUGAAGUCAUUUCGUAUCCGUGGGGUAGUUUUAAUCAUAUCGAGAGGAAAAAUGGGAGGCAGGUUGGGACAGAAUCUCCAGAUGAUUCAAUGUUUGCCAAAAUAGCAGAAGUUCUUCAAACUCAGUCCUCUGUUCCGAAUUGGAAUAAUCUCAGGAUCGGCACAAUGACAGAAACAGUAUAUGCUUGACAUGGAGCAAUGGAAGAUUGGGCUUAUGGAGCAUCAUUUGAUACUAGCCCUAAUGGAAAGCACGAGAAUUGCUCACCUACUAGUUAUCUCCCUUUCAAUAAAACUGAAUAUUUUACUAAUCAUACACAUAUCAAGCCUGCAAUAUAUCUUGUAGAAGCAAGUAAUAAUAAGCAUCCUAUUACUUCAAGAUUUGGAACUCCUUCUAACUUGAAAUGUAAGGAUUGCCAUCCUGAUGGGCAUAUCAACAGACACAUAAAACUCUGAUUAUCAUUUAUCGAUAUGAUGAUGCCUUACCCAAUAAUCGAAACCGUCAGUCAACUCUCUCUUUCCCAUGCUAGAGUAGAAUUCAAGAUAAACGGGUGUCUCUCGCUUCAAAAAGUCGAGUUCCUAGUCCAAAACUCCACUGGCCACUACACCACAUUCACCAAACUCCCUACCAUCCCCGGCUACUGCAACCACGCCUCCCACCCACAGACCACCUUCACCCACGACGUCCCACUCAGAUCUGACAGAAACAACAAGACCAGCUUCAAAAUAAAAUUCCUUGCUGACCAAGACUUCCUCGUUCAGACUUCCCCUGAGCCUAGACUCCCUCCUCAAACUUCAGUUGUCCAGUCCCGAGACCCCAAUUCUGUACUGUACAAGCUGACUAUUAGGUCAUACAUUCUGGUGCGCGAAGGCGAGAAAUUGGCCGUGCUUGAUGAGUUAAGUCCUGAGAUUAGGGAUGAUUAUUAGCAACAGAGGUUCAAUGGA
Moneuplotes crassus is the source of this 1542-nucleotide messenger RNA. NCBI's taxonomy places the organism in Eukaryota, Ciliophora, Spirotrichea, Euplotida, Euplotidae. The record is from the annotation of a GenBank genome assembly.